UAUAAUUAAAUAAAAUAGUGUGUAAAUAAUCUUAAUUCUAUGUAUAUAAUUUAUUUUUAUGAAUUACAAAUUUUAAUGAAACAUAGAGGUGUCCCACAAAGGCAAUCCAUUUUAUAACUGUCAUUUCAAUAAUUCGGAAUUUGCAAUUAAUUGUUUCAAAACUUUUCUUGAAAUAGCACUGGCUGAUUUUCUGUUUCAAAGAGCCUAUUUGUAAAACAUAAAAAUUACAAUAUUUUACUAAUCUAUUAGCAAAAGGGUACUUUAUGUUCUACGUGACAUGAUUGAAAAUAAAUCGUUUGAACGAGAAUCUUACCUUGCCGUAACACAGUCUUUGACUAGUACGGGAGGUAAAGUAAAAAAUCUACGUAUACCGUCUGUAGACAUUUAUUACACUUUUGAUAUCCAGCUUAAUGUCUUGUGAAUUACUGAUAUACAUUACUGUUGUUUGCAAGGUGUACGAGGGCGGGUCAAUAAGUCCGUGACUUUUUUGUUUUUCCGCCUCUUCAUUGAAAUGGCAACACUGCUCCCUUCAACAGUCAUCUGUCAGAUGUCUCCUGUCAAAAAUUGAACAAGCUGUGACAUUUAGUUUGUUUUUGACAGCCGUUUAAAUCAAACUACCGCGUUAACUGAGAAGAAAAUGGAAAAAAGUGAAUUUCGUGUGCUCAUUAAGCAUUAUUUUUUGCGGAAAAAAUCCAUUACGCAAACCAAGGCUAAGCUUGAUAAAUAUUAUGGGGAUUCUGCACCAUCUAUUUCAAUGGUAAAAAAGUGGUUUACUGAAUUCCGAUGUGGCCGUACCAGCACGGAAGAUGCCAAACGUUCUGGACGCCCAGUUGAGGUCUCCACAUCCGAAACAGCUGAAAAAAUACACGAUAUGGUUUUAGCCGAUCGGCGAUUAAAAGUGAGAGAGAUUGUGGAAGCCAUAGGCAUCUCGCAUGGCUCAGUGGUUUCAAUUUUAAAUGAUCAUUUGGGUAUGAGAAAGCUUUCCGCAAGAUGGGUGCCGCGUUUGCUCACAAUCGACGACAAACGCAAGCGUGUGACAAUUUCGCAGAAAUGUUUGGCGUUGUUCAAUCGCAAUAUAAACGAGUUUUUGCGCCGUUUCGUAACCGUGGACGAAACGUGGAUCCACCACAACACACCGGAGACCAAACAGCAGUCAAAACAGUGGGUUUCUCGGGGUGAAUCGGCGCCAAAGAAGGCAAAGGUGGGUUUGUCAGCCAAUAAAGUCAUGGCGACUGUUUUUUGGGAUGCACGCGGUAUUAUCCACAUUGACUACCUUCAAAAAGGAAAAACAAUCAAUGGCGAAUAUUACAGCAACUUAUUGGGUCGAUUCGAUGAGGCAUUGAAAGAAAAGCGACCGCACUUGGCCAAGAAAAAAGUCCUCUUCCAUCAGGACAAUGCACGAGUGCACACAUGUGCAGUUUCUAUGGGAAAAAUCGAUGAACUAGGCUACGAAUUGCUCCCUCAUCCGGCCUAUUCUCCCGAUCUAGCCCCUUGUGACUACUUCUUGUUCCCAAACUUAAAGAAAUGGCUCGGUGGAAAGAGAUUUGCCUCCAACGACGAAGUCAUCUCACAAACAAAUGCCUAUUUUAAAGACCUCGACAAAACAUAUUUUUCGGAAGGGAUUAAAAAAUUGGAGAAACGUUGGGCUAAGUGUAUAGAGCUCAAAGGAGACUACGUUGAAAAAUAAAUUAACUUUUUUUCAUUUAUCUAAAAAAUUGUGUUUCAUUUAAAAAGUCACGGACUUAUUGACCCGCCUUAGUAUACUAUGAUUUUAUUGUUUUUAUUUAGAUUUACCUAUCUAGGUACUACAUAAAUGCCAUUGCUGAUGUUAACUUGUAUAUAUGAAAUAUAAACUAUGUAUUUUUUGGUCUACCUUGCAAUUGUGAUUGUAAUUUCUAUGUAUUCAAUACCAAAAUUUGUUAAAUAAUAGGUAUUUUAACUAAAAUCGCGGGUUACUCACGUGAAUAUACUGAAAA
This is a messenger RNA of Spodoptera litura, 1976 nucleotides long. NCBI's taxonomy places the organism in Eukaryota, Metazoa, Arthropoda, Insecta, Lepidoptera, Noctuidae. The record is from RefSeq and is a predicted model, not a curated record.